CCUCUGUGCCAUUGUGCUCCGUCCUCCGUCACACCUCUCUGGUGCUAUGGUGGCUCCUCGCUGGCAUGAAAAACGGAACCGGAAAUUUACCCUGUCGCCAUCUUCGUUUCUAAUGGCGGCUUGAUCCUCACAGUGACUCUAGUUGUAGUGUCGCUUGUAACUUUAUGGGUUUUCGGGCAUGUCUCUAGUGGCAUACGGUGACAGUUCGGACGAAGAUGCCACCUCGGACCCCGUGUCUGGUGGAUCGUCUAAUUUGGGCAACCUGUUAGCGAAAUUGCCGUCACCAGCGGAUGACUGUUCUCUGCAUGGUAUCGCCGUGCGACAUUCAUCCAAGAGCAAGCGAACCAAAAUCCUCAUACCUUCGUUGAAUGAUUUUGGCGACGAUGAUGAAGAGGAAAGCAGAAGCAGCUCCAAGAAAUUCAAGCCGUCCCAGACGGGAUCUGGCCUUGUCCAACUCCUUCCGGCACCACAGAACUCGGUGCUUUGCUCUACCCAGUUGAUGCCUCAUGUCCUCAAGAAGGCUGCAACGAAAUCCACAAGUGGACGGCCGACAAUUACCCAACACGAUGAAGAUGAUGAUGACAUACCUUCAACAUUCUUCUCGUUCAGUGAACCACCACAGAUACCCAAGAAUGUUGAGGAGACGUCUUCCAUAGGGGAUGAUGAUGUUCAGGAAGAAACAAGCAAGAAAGGAAAAAUUGUCUGGUCUGAGCCUAACGAGCCAGGAACCAUUGCACAUGAUGUUAUGCUGGAUGAUGGAGCGCUGGUGCGUCUGAGGGGUCGUCGGAACGAAGAGAUCCACAUCAUUGACGUGAGCGCGGCGGAUCAAAUGGACAAGACCCAGGUCCUGGUGAAGGGCCUGACAGAACAGCAGACGUACCAGAGUCCCAAAGACAACAAUGACUUCCACACCACUCAGAUGCAUCGUCGCAAACAUCAGAUCACCUACUUGGCUCAACAGGCCAAAGAACGUGAACAAGAACUGAAGAACAUGUGGGCGCAGAACCGAAUGACUCGGAAGCAGACACAAGCCAAGUAUGGAUUUUAGCUGUCCCGAGGAAGUGUGCAAAUUGAAAAGACAUUUCCGCUAAGCAGUCAAGGUGGAACAUGUGCAGAAAGUGAUAGCGUUUGUGGGUAUCAGCACUCCUAAACAUUUUUUUCAUUAGGGUUGCACAAGCAACCAUAUGUUGUCAUUUUUAAUGUAGCCUCUUUUUGCAAGCAGUAUUACCAACUAUUUACACCAGAUAUUAACGAGAAGCAAACGAUUAUAUAGUUAUUCUUGCACAUAACUUUUCUUACAAAAGCACAUUCAACAUACGAGGUUAGACAAUUUCCUUUUCUUUUGCCGUAGAAAAAAGCUUGAAAGUAUAAAAGGAUUUCAAAGGCCAUGAGGUGUUCUUUUUUUCCACAAAACUAUCGUGCACCUCUCUAAGUGGCUUUUUUUUUUUUUUGCCCUCUCAAAGUGUCAGCAACCUGCACUAAAAUUAAUAAAAUCUGCUACACUACCGAUGCUGAACAUACACAAUGAACUUGUAACCAUUUGCCAGCCCUUCUAAGUUGGAUUUAACUUGCAAGAGGAACAAGUUAUUUUACAAAGAUUUUGGAUGUCUCCUAUCAUUAUCACAUAAUAAACAGCAGAUAUUUGAAACCUA
Ornithodoros turicata is the source of this 1652-nucleotide messenger RNA. Its product is annotated as proline-rich protein PRCC-like. The transcript has 5 exons. The record is from RefSeq and is a predicted model, not a curated record. Gene Ontology annotation, cellular component: nucleus. The coding region runs from base 179 to 1048 and encodes 289 amino acids. NCBI's taxonomy places the organism in Eukaryota, Metazoa, Arthropoda, Arachnida, Ixodida, Argasidae.